This is a messenger RNA of Anopheles merus, 2776 nucleotides long. RefSeq lists its product as uncharacterized. The record is from RefSeq and is a predicted model, not a curated record. Bases 128 to 2761 code for a protein of 877 amino acids. The transcript is spliced from 4 exons. Lineage: Eukaryota; Metazoa; Arthropoda; Insecta; Diptera; Culicidae.
UGGGCUGUGUUUACUUGGAUUGGCGUUUGUUUCCCCCUGGUACAGGCCAGCAUUCCGGUACCUCCGGGUACAGCACACCGCAGACAUUUAUCAGUGCUUUUGUUGCGAUUUAUUCCCACCCAGCACGAUGAGCGAAACGAAAGUGAUACUAAACAGUGCCAACGAUCUGCUGCUGCUCGGCGAUGCGAUCCGCAGCGUGCCGCUAAAGGACAUAGCGCAGGCCUCGCUGAAGGGACUGCGACGACAGGAAAGUGACCUCGAUCUGUACGCGUUCCUCUUCACCGAUGCGAUACACCUGUUUGAACCGCAGGAGUUUGAGUUGGAAAUUUCCUGCACCAUUCUGCCGGAGCUGGUUUGCUUUCUUGAGAAAAUACAAUCGGAACUGCAGUCCAAUGCGCUGUCGUUCUUCUUCGUGGAGAAUCUCACCAUUCUGCUGAAGCUUGCCGACGUGCUGCAGAAGCUGGUGGAGUAUCUUGCCGAAAAGGCGGAACAAUGUCAGCUGCUACGCUCGAUUGUCAUAUUUCCCGAGUACCUGUUGCGGUGCUACACGAUCGUGCGGAAAAACUAUGUCACGAUGGCUCAGGAAGCGGAAGGGCUGGAAGCGAUGAAGUCUUUGUAUGCCGCUUGCAAGAAGCUUCUGGUUGCGUUUCUGGAGCUGCUGUAUCCACGGGAAGCGUGCCCCGGGCGGGGGAGCUACUUUCGAGCAAUGGAUCACGAUGAAGAGUAUGAUUAUCUGCAGAAAGUGUGUACUCUGCUAGCAAGUGUGGCCAACGAAAUCAGCCCCAUCGAUUCGCUGCUAGCCAGUGAUGUAUGGAAGACGGUCGUGAAACUGUGCACCGAGCACGUGGAUCAGCUUAUAGCACGACGAAGAACGGCAUGCAUCGGAGAGAUAGUAACGAUCCUGAACAGCGGAAUUAAUGCUUCCUUUUCGGAUCUGCGCACUAAAAACGAACCCACAAAACAGAGCACGAUCACGCUGAAGCUGAACGCAUUCUUCUUACGCGUGGUGCUGAAGCUGCUGAGCCUGGUCAAGCAACACAUUGACGUGGGUGUCUACACGCCCAUCAUCAGCGCCGUGCUGGAGGUGAAAGCUUGCCUUCACGGCCAAACGUUAUGCACUGAGCUGGCAGCGGGCGUCGAGCAGUAUCUGCACAUUGGCUAUAUGGCUAUCGUGGAAAAUUCGUUCCGAUCGGAGGCGUUUGCAAAGGCGUUUUCCCAGUAUGAGUGCCGUACGGUGCAAGAAAUACAUUCCUACUACACCCUGACCAUGCACAUCGUUACUCAAAUCGUUACAAACGCAAACGAUAAUGCCUUGCUCUCCCUGUACUGCAUCCGUGUCAACCUUCUGCAGCGCGUAUGCGUCUUGCUAAAACGAUCCGAUUCCUUGCUCUUCGAAAACCCCUCGCUCUACAAACAGCUAGUCGUUCACUGCUCAGCACUGGUGCUGAUCGGUGUGCGGUUGAAAGAUCGGGCGGCUCAAAAAACGAUCGAAGAAACACUGGUACGAAUGAUCCUCCACGAAGAGCACUGCCACACGGCACUGCUCGGCAUCGAUCUUUGGUCCGUAUUUGUCCGCUACCACUCCCCGAAACUCAUGCACAGCUAUCUUCUAUUCUGGAAGGCAGUUAACGAUCGCUAUUCGAUCUUUACCACACGACCGACGCAGGUGUACGUGCGCCAGCUGCUGCGGAACCUUUUCGUUUUUCUACCGGUCGCGCACAAGGAGCGACUGCUGGACGCUUUUCCCAUUGGCGAUGGCAAAAACGAUCGAUUGUGGGCCGCCGUAGGCCCGUUGCCGAACGAAAUCGAUGAAGGUAGAAGGCGACAGUUCACGGCGGGCUUGGAAAAGCGGCUGAUACAGUGCGUGAAAACGCUUCAGCUUACACCGGGAAACGUAAAGGUGUUUUACGAAACGCUUGGCUUGUUCUCCAUCGCCGGAGCAACGACGAAAUUGGUGGAUCCGUCGGUAAAGAGCUUCUGGAACGCGCAGCUAAAUUGGGAUGCGAUUAUGAAAACGACUCCCACCAGUUGCAUAUUCGAUUGUCUCGAACGAAGCGCAACAGUUUCGUCGGCCAAUUCCAUGUUGAGCAUCAAAAACGCGUCAAGCAUAGGCGAUGCGAGACCAUACAUAAAGUAUCAAGUCGGAAAGCUACUGCUAAAAGCUGAUUCCCUAACGGACGUGUCGAACUGGCUGGAAGUGCUUCUGCGCGACAAAAGCGCGUUCGUGAAAGCAUUCUCGUUCCAUUUGCUGUCCAACCUGAAGGACAACCAUACACCGUCCGUAGUGCAACUUCUAAACAAACAGCCGCACCUACAAUCGCAGCUCGCCCGGUGGCACUCGAACGCGUCUGUGAAGCUUUCAACGAUAAAACCUCGUGCCAACGGAACGAUAACAUCCGUUGCGCACCGUUGUGCGCGGAAAGUUGAUCACACGCGAGACGUACAGUCAACUGGCGAUUUAACGCAAGCGAUUAACAACCAAAUCGAUGAACUGUUUCCGGACGACGAUGAUGAUCUUGAUGAUGUGGACAUGUUUGCGGACAACAGUUCGCAGACGAAGAAGCGUAAAUUUGAACCAACGUCCAGCGAGCAGCGGGAGGGCGAAGGUGAAGUGCCAGUUACCAAGUGCCUUAGAGGUCUGCAGAGCGCCACUGACCAGCUGGAACGAUUGGUUCCAUCAGCAAACCAUCGCCUACAAUCGUCGCAGAAAGGGCAGCUGAAAAGGAUAAUAUCUGCACUGACGAAAGUGCUCGACAGCUGACGGCCGCUGGGUAAG